Papaver somniferum (opium poppy) is the source of this 648-nucleotide messenger RNA. RefSeq lists its product as uncharacterized. NCBI's taxonomy places the organism in Eukaryota, Viridiplantae, Streptophyta, Magnoliopsida, Ranunculales, Papaveraceae. The record is from RefSeq and is a predicted model, not a curated record. Gene Ontology annotation, molecular function: protein binding. The coding region runs from base 1 to 648 and encodes 215 amino acids. The transcript is spliced from 2 exons.
AUGUCUUGCGUUCCAGACGAUGCCUAUCUUAAGAUCUUGGCAAGAUUACCAGUGAAAUCAUUGCUUACAUGCAAGUGCGUUUCUAAGUCUUGGUAUCAAAUAAUUUCUGAUCCUUACUUUGCUAAGAUGCACCAUGAUCAUGCUGCCCAAAACAACAACAACCUCCCUAGCAUCAUUGCCAGAGGUGAGCCUCGAGGAAGUUUGGCCAAUAAAGCACUAUACUCCAUUCAUCACGAUAUCCCGUUAUCACAAGUUGAUAACGUCGUCGAAUUGGAUUACCCGUUCAAAUCUUUAAAUUGUAACAAUACGAGUCUUAUGAUUUUGGGUUCAACAAAUGGUUUGAUUUGCUUAAGGUAUCGGAAGCACCUAACAGGAACAGAUUCAUGGAAAACCAGUCAGACCGUGCCUUAUGUGUUUCGUCUUUGCCAGGGGGUGCUCUUCAAGGGAGCUUUGUAUUGGUUUGGCAAACCGGCUGAAACAGGCACCUCCGAGUUCAUAAUCUCUUUGGAUGUCAGAGACGAGGAAUUCAAAAAGUUGCAACUACUAAACCAACUUUCAGAUCAUAAGCUUUAUAUGUCGAUGACGAUGGGAGUAUUGGAACAGCGCCUUUGCGUAUUUGUUAACACGGGGGUUGAUCUUGAAGUUUAG